This is a messenger RNA of Exophiala mesophila, 1054 nucleotides long. RefSeq lists its product as uncharacterized. The coding region runs from base 132 to 725 and encodes 197 amino acids. The transcript has a single exon. Lineage: Eukaryota; Fungi; Ascomycota; Eurotiomycetes; Chaetothyriales; Herpotrichiellaceae. The record is from RefSeq and is a predicted model, not a curated record.
CUUCACUUGUGUGGAAUAGACCUUUGAACUGUUGAACAUAACUCAAGAUCCUGAGAAUCUUUGCGAAUAUACAAAACUAAACUCCAACUUUGACCUUGGGUACAGAUUACAACUCACGUCACGGAAUCGUAAUGGCCUCUGCAUCCCGCCCUCCAACACAAGGCCAGCUGGCACCCCAUCUUCCGGGGAUCAAAGCAUUCAUUACAGGUCAUAAACGAUCUGAUGGAGCAACAACCAUCCAAGAAGCAAGACCAGCCACAUGGCAAUCGAUUGACCAUGGAGGAAUGGCGUUCAAUGUCCCCUUCACCACAUCCCAGUUCCCAGUAUCAUUGAAUGACGAUGUCGACAUCACCAAGCAUGACGAACUAUUGGGCUCGAAAAAGCUCGGUAUCGUCAAUCCUCGUGGUACAGUGUUGAGAUUUGUAGACUUUGCGCCAGGGUUCGAGUCCAUGAUGCACAGGACUCAGAGCCUCGAUUAUGGCAUUGUGGUCGAAGGUAGCAUUGAACUGAUCCUCGAUUCGGGAGAGAAACAGCUCCUGCAAAGAGGGGAUGUCUGUGUCCAGAGAGGGACGAACCAUGCUUGGAGGAACCCUAGUGCCGACGAGUGGACCAGAGUCGUCUAUAUCCUGCAAGACUGCCAGCCGGUCUUGGUCAAUGGUCAGCCCCUUCGAGAAUAUCUAGGGCGAAGUGAAGGCGAGAUUCCGGCAAGUGGCAACGACUCUUGAGCCGGCAUCGAUAUCGACUGGAAGGCCUAGACUGGAGGAAGAGGGGCUGGAGUCUCAAACACAGUGGUGCAGAGUCGAAUUAACAUCUUGUACCAACUGGGUAAAGGGGAAUAGAUGCCGACCCAUUUCCAGACCAACCAAAAGGUCCAUAGCUCAACGAGCCAGACAUGGCUGUUGAAGUGGCCGUUGUUUGACCACCAAAGCCCCGUAUUUAAAUCCUGAUAAGGAUCGUGCUCUUUGUGAUACUGGAGAUAUCACAACCGUGGAAGUUCACUACCCGUUGACGUGGGCCAGACUCAAUUGUUGUGUUAUCGGCUGGGACACUAGAG